UGCCAGACGCAUUUUACAAGUACGUCCGACUCCGAGUCGAGUAGAGUCGAAUCGAGUCGAACGCGUCGCGACUUCAUUGUGUUUCGCUUUCCAGGUGUUCCGCGGAUUGUUCGGCUAGUCGUUGCGUCCUCGUGCGGGUACACGGGGACGGCGUGGGUAUCCGGCAACGUCAGUUUAUCAACGGUGGCGGAGAUUCGAGCGCUAGAUCCGCCGCCGUGUCUCGAUAUAACAUUUCCGGAAGGCGAACCGACGUCCGCCUGCGGAAUUCUUGGCAUCGGCGGCACACCGUUCAAAAGAACGUGUCUCUUAUACCAGCUCAUACUUAAGCAUGUCAGAGGAACAUCAGCUACCUUCCGAUUCAGAUGAGGACGACGAGGAUUAUGUUCCCAAUGGCACUGACAUCGAUCUCGUAUCGGAAGUAGAAUCUGAGGGUGAUGUUGAGAGCAGUCCAGAAGAUGAGAAUGAUGAGAACAAAAGGCAAACUGGACCGAAGAAGAGAUCUAAGGGGCGAAGAAAUAAAAAUUCAAAGCGCGCGAGAACCAAGCCGAGAGCAUCGGAGGAUGAAGGCAAGGAAGAAGAGGAAUGUAAAGCGAAGAAAGAAUUGACUGAGGAAGAGGAGAAGAAGAGAGCGGAUUCACUUUGGGCUGACUUCAUGAAGGAUACAGCUGUCGUGUCGAAAGAGAAACCGCAGAAUUCAAUCAACAAAUCGAACGAGAGAUCGCCACCGACGCAGAAGCCGAAGGUCCAGGAGAAAGUUAAGAUAACGAAGGUUUUCGAAUUCGCCGGGGAGGAAGUGAAAAUCGAGAAGGAAGUAGCGGUCGACUCCGCGGAGGCUAGACUGUCGCUUUCCGCGGCUGAGAAUUCCGCGAAGCCGUCUCCGGAGUCCGCGUCGCCCACGCCUGUGCCCAGAGGACGAGGCAGAGGCGGUGCCAGACGCGUCGGACUAAGCGGUAUCUCGUCCGUUUUAGGACAGAUCGGGAAGAAGUCCAAGAUCAGCACGUUGGAGAAGUCCAAAUUGGAUUGGGACAACUUCAAGAAGCAGGAGAACAUAGAGGAAGAGAUCAACAGUCACAACCGGGGGAAGGACGGGUAUCUCGAGCGGCAGGACUUCCUUCAGAGAGCGGACCUGCGGCAGUUCGAGAUCGAGAAACAAUUGCGGAACACGAGCAGACGCACCACGCGGUGAAUCUGCGUUUUCCGUUUGCGCGCGCGCGUUUCUUCUCCUGGCACGGGACGAUACCAUCGCGGCAAAAACAUAUUUACUCACCGACUUGCCAAACUCGAGCGCCUGCUGCACACGUUUAGCCUAAUUCGUACGUGGGGAUUUUGCGGUGCAUCAUCGACGCGAUUGCGAGGAGGGGAGAGUUGCCCGCGUUUAAUUCGACGCGACGAACUGACGACGCCUAUAACUGACGAUCGGCGAUUUCCCACGAGGAGAGACCGAUCCAUUCCACUAUAUCUUGAGACUAAUUUCUCUACGUAAUCUACGUAACGUAAUAGCUUAAUUUACUUUCAAUGAGUCCGUUUUCGUCUCGGUCCGACGACCGCACCGGAACUUUGCAUCGAAGCGGGUUCAAAGUUCCUGACGCUUCUAAUGAGAAAGAUUAUGUCCGCAGAAUAUUUUUAUAUUUCGUUUCAAUCCGAUGCGAUGCGUUUGUAUAUGUAUGAUAUCGAUGUGUGCGUGCGUCCGUGCGUGUAGUAUGAGAAUAUCACGCGAUACUCUUUUUGGUAAUAAUAAUAAUAGUGAUUAGCCGAUUGUCACAAGUGAGUAAGAAGUAUUUCUACUUCUGUCUGAAGUAACUAAAAGUAUUUUAGAAAAAAAAACGUAGCGUAAUGACAUCGAUCAACCCUUAUUCAUGACCACUGCCUCGGGCAAUUCACGCGGAAUAGCAGUACCGUAUUUAUGAAUGAACCUUGUAAUAGAUAGUGUAGAACAUUUUUCGAUACGUCGACGGCGGUGACGGCGGAGUAUCUUUGUAUAUCGUCGUCACGCUGUCCAGUGUUAUCGUGUAGGAAAAUUACAUACAUUACACGUCGUAUUACUUCAUAAUGUAAUUUACCAGACAGCAAUAUCGACGCGACACGUUUACUCGAGUAUACGCGCGAGUAUACUCAAUGUCCGAUUGACGAUUCUCGAUUCAGCUCAGGUUUUCCCUCCCGAUGUACCGAAUUUGGGGAUGUGUUCAAUAUGAUCCCACACACACACGCAAGACUACUUUUACGUUUUCUGAAGUAAUUGUGUCCUUAAUAUUAAGCAAAUAAAUUGUCGAUAAAGAAUCGCAUUCGUUCAUGAUA
Molecule: messenger RNA, 2295 nt
Organism: Ooceraea biroi (clonal raider ant)
Lineage: Eukaryota; Metazoa; Arthropoda; Insecta; Hymenoptera; Formicidae
Gene: Yeti
Product: yeti
Cellular component (GO): Swr1 complex
Source: RefSeq, a predicted model, not a curated record